Messenger RNA from Solenopsis invicta (red fire ant), 3147 nucleotides. Its product is annotated as interferon-induced, double-stranded RNA-activated protein kinase. Gene Ontology annotation, molecular function: ATP binding; protein kinase activity. The transcript is spliced from 7 exons. Lineage: Eukaryota; Metazoa; Arthropoda; Insecta; Hymenoptera; Formicidae. Gene Ontology annotation, biological process: protein phosphorylation. The coding region runs from base 1912 to 3147 and encodes 411 amino acids. The record is from RefSeq and is a predicted model, not a curated record.
CAACCCAGAUUCCAACAGGUUCUACUUAUCAGUAAUGACAUCAUCGCUAUAGUCGUGCGUGAGACGUGAACAAGAACGAACGUAUUUUGCCCUGCCAUUUUUGUGACUGACGCAACUAGCUUCGUGUCUUUAUAUUCAAUUUUAAUUUUAAAAAUAUCCGACUUUAUUUCUCUAUCAAAAUUUAAACUGAUUCGGUAAUUUAAGGUAGUCCGUUUGAGAUCGCUUAAGUAUUCGAACGCUUUCUAAUCCGUUAUAUUUUUGUGCCAGUCGAUUGCAUCAGAAUCGGCCGGCAGAACGACAAUUUGUCAUUGUCUUUGUCGUUCUGAGCAUUGAAAGCUAGAAUAAAUUUUGUUUGUAAUAGCCAAAUCGUCCCUGCCUUGACUAGUUCAAGGGGAUGGGUGCCAAAUUAAGAAGAAGAAGAAGAAGAAGAAGCUAAUACUGCCAAGGACCAAAUCAGACCCUUUAGAGAGGGUGUCUUUACUGAAAAAAGAAGAAGCACUAUCGCACAAUCGUAUGUGACAUUCUAAUCUGCAUUCUCACAAUUAUUGCGAUACAAUGUCGGAAUUCGCAGAUUGCAGCAUCACUCAGACGCUGAUUUCAGCUGCUACUUCUGUGAUUACAUUUAUGGCCGAAAGCAUGAUAGUGUUUGAAGAAGAAUCAGAGAAAUGGUAAACAGUAUGCAAAAUGUCAUAUACAGGCAUAUUAAUCGCUAAUCAUCAGUUUAAAAUGGUUGAGUUCAAAAACAUUGCCUGGGUGUACCCAGAUAUCAUUUUACUCUUGUUUAUAGUUUGGUAAAUAAUAAAGAUAAAAUAAUAAUUUAAUGUUUCUGAACGCAACCAAGAUCAGUCGCGCCAAUUCCAAUUACCUUGAAAAUAGGCUAAUUAAAUUUAUAAAUUGUUAAUUGUAAAAAACUUUUAAAACUGAUCAUCCCUAAUCUAACUUUGUCAUUAUUUUAAUAAAAAUUAAAAUAAUUAAAGAUAGUUAAAUAUUACAUAAUUAUUAAUUAUCAGUAUUUUACAAAAAUAAAUUACAAUUUGCAGAAAAUGAAUAAGAAAAAUAAUACGAUCAGUUUUAAGUUUCGCAGUUGGCAGUUAUUAUGAAUAAAUUUGUAAACAGCCCUUAUAGUUCGGCAGAUGAAUUAAAGACAGUCAUAAACUACCAAAGGGUUAUUACGAAGCAAGAUGAGCUCUUAGAUCAAUCGAGCCUACAAGCAAACAAGCAUGUCAUAGAAUAUUCCGCAGACAUUUAUAAAGAAACUCCAUAUGGAAGACAAUGUUAUUACGUCUUUUAUGUUAUUCUGGAAUUGGAAUUCCUCGAUCGAACCGAGACAGACAGUGCAAUGCAGACGAGCUAUCUUUUGACUAUACGGAAUACGGUGCCUUUUUUCUACAACAUCAGUAAUCCUUUAAUAAGACACUGUUGUAACCACAUCCUACAGAAGUUACUAUCAUAUGCCCCCAAAGUUCGAAUAUUACUUUCGGCGAAUAAAGAAUCAGAACUUUGUUCAAAUUCUUUCAACAUUACUGAAAAUCAAAGCAAUGAAAAAGACACGCCACAGAAAACAGUAAUUAAAUGUGUAUUUGAAGAUGAACUAUUUAUAUCAGAUAAAUUUUACCAUGAUUUGUAUGAUGAUCUAUAUAAGUUAAAACUAAAUUUGGACACCUGUAAAUGGACGGAAUCUGAUGUGCUAAGAGAAAGGUACCAACAUGAGAUUUUAAUCGUGCUCGAAGUUGUACGUGAGUUGGCUGGAAUUGUUUUGCCAAGAGUACAAUGGUACACAACAUUUUUUAUUACAUUUUAUACAAUGGGUCUUUCCAAAUCUAGUGACAUGAUAACAUCACAUUAAUAAUUAUUUAUAGGUUUCCGGCAGAACCAUGCCGUAAAAGAAUUUUUACUCGGGCAAAUUUUGAAAUGGGUCCUGCGAAAGAAGUUAUUACUGGCAAAGAUUUUGACAAACUAUAUAAAACGAAUCAUUUGUACCGUUACAACAAAGAAUUUGAGAAAGAAGUUUCCAUUGCUGACGGAGGUUUUGGCAAAGUGUAUAGAGCGCGUCAUCGUCUCGAUGGAAAAGAAUAUGCGAUUAAAAAAAUAACGGCUGAUCAUAUUAUCAAGUUGCAACUAAAUGAAGUAACGAUACUUGCUGCAUUAAAUCAUCCUAAUAUUGUCUCAUACCAUACAGCUUGGAUCGAAUGUUGUCGGCUGUUGUCCUGUACUUCAAACAAAUCCACAAAUAAUAUACUAUCAUCGAAAUUGAAUGGAAAAGAUUUUAAGUCAUCUAGUUUGCUGGCCAUCAAAGAUUUUGAAAAAUGUUAUACUGAUGAAUCUAGUUCGGACGCAACGUUUUUUCAAAAUAACGAUAUUAAUGACAGAUUUGAAAAACUUGAUUUAUCAACUAACAAUAUGGAAAAGAAUGUUCAAGAAAAUACCACUGAAGAAUCCAGUUCGGAUAUAGUGUCUUUUCGAAAUAGCAAGAGCAAUGAAAAUGCAGAUCAAGUAGUUGUAAAAACAAGUACUGAUAACAGUUCUUCAUGUGAAGAAUCUAGCCGAGAAGUUAAUAUAUACACUUCCGAUAAAAAUAAACCGUAUACCUUAAACAUUCAAAUGGCCCUGUGUGAACAAACGCUCGAACAAUGGCUGUGUGAUAAAAUGAGUGUAAUACCUGAACCAAUAACUAAAGCGAUACUUGAACAGAUUGUUUGUGGAGUGGAUUAUAUACAUUCUCAAAAAAUCGUACAUCACGAUAUAAAGCCCAGCAAUAUAUUUAUAUCGACAUCCGGACAACUUCGGGUUCAAUUAGGUGAUUUCGGUUUAGCUUGUUGGUUACGAAAAGAGCAUCAUUCUGCGCGUGGUACCCGUAUGUACGCAGCGCCAGAACAAAUGCAGGGAAAGUGUGAUCCAAAGAGUGAUAUUUACAGUAUAGGGGUUGUUUUUAUCAAGCUCUUGAUUUCAAUAAAAACUGAAACGGAGUUAAGUUAUAUAAUUAAAUCCUUAAAGUCUGGCGAAGUACCAGAAGCUCUUAAGCUGCAUAAGUGGGUGGGUUUCAAACAAAUUAAAUUUUUUAUUUAUAUUAUAUGCAUUUAUGUUAUCUUUCAUGAAAUCUAUAUUCCGUCUAUACUUUUGCUUAGUUACAAAUCAUUCAGCGAUUAA